This is a messenger RNA of Solenopsis invicta (red fire ant), 9308 nucleotides long. RefSeq names its product calcineurin-binding protein cabin-1. The transcript has 19 exons. NCBI's taxonomy places the organism in Eukaryota, Metazoa, Arthropoda, Insecta, Hymenoptera, Formicidae. Gene Ontology annotation, biological process: chromatin organization. Gene Ontology annotation, molecular function: nucleosome binding; protein binding. The record is from RefSeq and is a predicted model, not a curated record. Gene Ontology annotation, cellular component: nucleus. The coding region runs from base 139 to 8016 and encodes 2625 amino acids.
AUCUACAAUCGCGAAUGCGCGACUUGGACUAGACCAGACUAGACGGCUACAUGCAGCUAUAUGGCGGCGUGCUGAAAAACCGGUUGUUUUGUUGACAUUUUGUACAUUGGCCGGCGGUCCGCACGAAAUAUCGACAGGAUGAUCAAGAUAUCGGCACUCAACGAGGAAUCGAGCGAGGAGAGCGAAGAGGAGGAUGUACCUACGAUCACGAAGGAGGCGCAGGAGCAAAUUGCGCUGACUGAAUACAAUAAAGCCCUGGAGCUGUUGAAAGAGAAUAAACAGGAGGAGGCGCUGGCUAUCUUCAAGGAUCUCCUAGAGACCGAGCUGUUGGACGAAGUGGAGAAACCCGAAGUGCCAGAUGGCAGGUCCAGGCCAAUGUUGUCUUUGAAGUAUUCUUGCUUCAAAAACAUCGGCGCCAUUCAGACGGCUUGCGAGAAUUACAAGGACGCUGUGGAGAAUUAUUGUGAGGCCGCGAACCUGGACGAUUCAGACGUGACGCUGUGGUACAGAAUCGGCACAUUAGCUAUGAAGACUUCCAAUCUGGAGCUUGCUUGCUCGUCAUUCAAACAGGGCCUGAGAUGUAAUUUUAAUCAUUGGCCAUGCUUGGACAACCUAAUUACUGCCUUAUACGCCGUUCCUGAUUAUAUGAACUGUCUGUUAUAUAUUUCCAUAGCGUUGGAAAGGGAUCCUAAUUAUGUAAAGGGUCUGGCUUUCCGUGAUAGGAUAUUCAAAGAUAUUCCAUGUAUGGAAGAAUGUUACAAAUUGUACAAUAGCGAUUGGCAAUUAGAUCCACCUUUGGAUACCGAGUUUGAUCACGUAUUGGGUGACAAAUUAUUAGCGGAGGCGAAGGAAGUUUCGAGGAAAUGGGCGGAGGUUUGUAAAGCAGAAUUUACGCCGAAACCGUUGCCAGAAUUGACUUUAAGAGUGCCCUUAACGAGCUGCACAUGGUUGGCUCUCGGAGAAAGUCUAGUAGACAUGCACAGAUAUAUUACUGAAAAUAAUUUGAACUUUGUUAGUAAAAUUGUGUUAUCGAUUCAGAAACCUGACGAUAAGAGUACAGCGGGUAAUGAAGGGGAAUCUGUAAAAAGUAAUGUAAAUAUAAUGGAAGUGGAUCAGCAAACUGACUCGAUUACGAAUGGAGAGAGUGAUAUCAACAAAUCUAUUAAGGUCGAAACGAUAGAUUGCGAGAUGUUGGACGAUAAUCAAGUUUUUAAUGCAGACACGACAAUGGAAAUUGAAAUUGAAGAUGAUAAAAAGUCUUGCUCAAGCGACGUGCAAAUAGUCGAGGAGGAUGAUCCAUUGAGAAUGUCUGAUAUAGAUGGUUUGCAAUGUGAGGAACAAACUGAAACGAAAAACAUGGAAUCGGAGGAACAAAUGCACUCCGAAACAGAUGCGAAUAUUGACAAAUUGGAGAGUGACAAAGUCGCAGAUGAUAUUUUCAGUAUGGAUAAUGGAGUACCCAAUGAAAAAUCGAGCGACAAGGAAAGUGAUAAAUCUAGUGAUAAGGCUUCUGAGAAAGGCGCUGAAAAAGCAAGCGACGCUAUGUGUAAAGCAGACGCUAAAACCAAUUCCGAGAAAGCUGAUGGAAAGGAGGAGGGACAGAAGGUGAAGAAAAGACGCAGGAGUGCAUUGUGCUUUUUGCAACAAUGGGCCUGGAGCUGCAGCAGCAUGAGACGAUCCGCGAGAGUGAGAGGCUCGAACAGAAGAGAAGCGGAGAGAGACGACGUCCAGUUAGAAGAAACACUUAGAAGAUUGUUCCCUAACACUUUGUUACCCGACACGGUAAAAUUGACGAAAGACGACUCAAACAAAAAUCUUGACGAUUCUAUGGACACUAUGGAUAUGUAUCAAUUAUUUGCGAAUCAGGAGAGAAAUAAGAACAUGGAAACGCUCAAAAGUUCGGAAAGUUCCAAAUCGCCAAGUCCUGACACAAGUCAACCACGGAAAUACUUUGGAUCAGAAGUGGAAACUACCGACGUGGACGCCUUUAUAAAUCAGCACAGCAGUAAAAGCAAUUUAAUGAUAAUUAUCGCGAAAUUUGCCGAAUUUUUAUGUACUAAAUGGAAUCAAGAAUGGCCGAAAGGAAUGCCGGAUAUCUAUUUACAAGCAUACAGCUUUAUGAGACAACAUAUUCCACAUUUAUCGCCAUUUGAUGAAGACAUUAAUGACAAAGUUCUCAAACUGGAUACCGAAACGACAUUAUUGUUUGGUGAGCUUCAUACAGACAGAUGGUUAAAUAAUAAACCGGAUACCUUGCCGAGUCCAACAUUAGAUAAACUUGGUACUGGAAUGCCAGCGGAAGAAUUGGGACACAUAAUAUUUGCAAGUGUUAGACAGGAUCUUUUAAGUGAAGAAAAUUUAUACACAUUAUUGAGAAUUCUAUGGCUUAAAAGUAAUAUUUUUCUGUGCCAAGGUGAUAUCGAUGUAGUCAUAGAAACAUUAGAACUGUUGCUAAACCGUUUGCAUGAAAUGGAAAGCAAGAAUCUAAAUCCAUGUAUCAUGCUUUUAAAUUGUAAGAAUAAUUCUCAAAUCAGUACAAAACUUGUUAAGAAGAAGCUUACAUCAAUCCAGAGAGGUCAAAAAUUAGGCGAAAUUCAACAUCUAUAUGAGGAAAAAAAAUAUGCAGAAUUGUCUUGCAUAUUGCAGGAUACUUUUAAAUUUGCCAAACAGAGACACAAAUUGUUGGGAACUAAUGAAAAUAUCGUCGACAGAGUUCGACAAUUGAACAUGUUACUUGACAGCUUGUGGCAACUUAAACAAUACGAGGAAUGUUACGUCUGGGCGGAAGCUUGUCUGAAUGAAUCGUGGCAAAAUUACUUGAACUCGUCUGACGAAACUGAACAGAAAAAGUGGACGAGUUCUGUUGUAACGGCACUUGAGAAGUUGGAAUCUUGUACGACUGAAGCCAGUGUAUUCACUGUAAAAUAUUUAUCAGAGACUCGUCUAUCAAGAUUGGUGCAAAAUUUAGUUCACAUUGUUUGUCAUCAAUUGGAUGUACCAGAAAAUGCUGUAGAGAUGCCAUUAGAAACUGUUCUACCUUGGAUUUUGUUACAUUACAUUUUGCAAUACCAAGAAGAUAAGGAGAGAGCAAAGGUUGAGUCCCAUUACAAAAAUAAAUCUCACAGUUCUCAUAAUUCCGAAUCGGAUGACGGUAUAGAUGAGGACGAUGGUAUUCCACCAUCUAUUAUGAUUUUAUUCACCGCUCACGAGUUUAUCGGUAGACAUUCGUGGUGUUGUUUCAACGAAGCAAAACUUCUGUUUUUUAUUAUGAAUCUUAUUAUACCGCAACUCGACACUCCUCUGUACGUUUCUAUCAAAAACAGGCUCACAAAAUAUUUGGAGCAGAUAUUCUUUUGCCUGUACGGUCAUCCGAAUAGGGUAAAUAAAACGCGACCAAAGCAUCUUCAGGAUCACGGAGUACCACAGAUGGACUUAACUUGGGAGGGGGCUCAGCUGCUGUUUGAUUUUUAUAAACCAAAAGAGCUGCCGAAUUUUCAAUCCCCCAAAAUUCUUUCUAUUAGCAUGGACACGGAGAUACUGUUCAAAAAAAUAAUCAAAUUAGUUCCGAAGGAAAGCGAUCCAAAUGAAAUAGUGGACGAAAUGACGGCGUACAUAAUCGGUGCGAGAGAUAAGAUGCCGAGCGUAAUAAAACCUUUGCCGCACUCGAUAUCCACUAUUUACUACUUGUUGGGUGAUUUUUAUUUCAAGAACAAUAAAUGGGAACACGCGUGCCGAUAUUAUUUAUUAGAUUUAUGCUUGUAUCCAAAAGGAUUAAAUUCGUGGGCGGGUUUAGCUAUGGCGACAGGCAGCAUAAUAGAAAACUGGUUAAACAGUUACAGACCUAUAGGAAAGGAUAAGUUUCUCAAUAAGGCAAAGAUAGCACAGUCGAGUUAUCAACAUGCCAUCGAGCUGUCACCUGGUCAUUCCGUAAUUUGGACAGAGUACGGGAAUUUUGUUUACAUGGUUCAUUCGUUUUGUUCGCGAUUGCUCAAACAAGAAACGGAUACAUUGAGUAUGGAGAGAUUUGAAAUUUUAGAAACUAGAAAGGAAGAAAUGUUAGAGAUUGCGGAUCAGUGUUUUGAAUCUGCUAAUCGGAUAUGCCUGAUUAUUGAAGAACCAUCCAUACAGCAUGAUGAAAGAUGGCUUUAUCAAUAUAUGCUUGGUAAAGUCGCAGAAAAGAAAAAUCAAGAUCCUCCUAUAUUCUUGGAACAUUACGCAAAGGCUAGUGAAUUAUUAUAUGAGAAUAACGCUCAAUAUCCACGUAGAAUAAGCCACAAAAGCCCGCAAAAUCUAUCUAUAGAGGCCUUAGAAGUUCAUUAUCGCAUCCAUGCCAGUAUACUGAAAUAUUUAGAACAGCAUGAGGGAAAGCCAUUGAAGAAAUCAUUGGGCCAGUUAUUCCAUUGGCAUCUUAAAAACUGUUCCGAGGGGCCCUUCAUGAAGUAUCAGUCUAAACUUAAUGAGAAGAAAAAAGACGAAAACGUGGAUGAGAAAAAUAUGAAAGAACUGGACAGUACAGUAAAUACGGAUAAAAAUAUAGCAGUAUACCAACGCUCAAAUAGUAUUGAAGAAAUAGAAAUCGUAGAUAAGUCAAACAAAAUUUCUGAUAUUAAGUCUACAGAAUCGGGAAAGUCUGAAAGUCGUAAGAGAUUUCCCGACGAACUAUCCCAUGAUAAUACAAAAAGAAUGAAAUUAAGUAGUGUUUCGCAUUUACAAUUAAUGCAAGACGUUGUAGCCUUAAUAGAUGAUUUAAUUACUAAAGUUUGUGAUACGGUGUCACAAAAGGACAAAACGAGUGGCGAUGACAUAAUGAUUAUAUCUAGCGAUGAAAGCAAUGAGUCGAAAUUGCAAAAAAAGAAGCUGGAGAACAAAAGUAUGGAUAAAACAAGAUCUCUGGCAAAAAUCGAAGAGAAUAAAAAAAGUUCGGCGAACAUGUUAGCGGUCGAUUCUGAACGAAAGACCGAAGAUGUACAGGAUUUAAUGGACGCUCUCAUGAAACAGGCAAUGGAAAUUAGUCAGGAGACUCAGCAAUCUUCGGCGGAUGACGAGGAUACCAGAAGAUUUGAUGGUAAAUGGUUGCAAAAUGAGGACUUGCAAUCUACUGAGAAAGAAAAUAAAGAUAAAAUAGAAGAGAGAAGGAAAACGCAAGCCAAUGCGAAUGAAGAAAUAACUUUGAGUAGGAGAGGUUCUCAAGAAAGCACCACGACUACGCAAACCACAACUACAACUACAGAGACUAAUAAUUCAAGCUCUAGUAGUAGCGAGGAAUCUAGCAGUAGUGACGAUAGUUCUGACAGUGAUAGUUCUAGCGAUAGCGAUAGUGAAUCGGUCGAUAGUGACACGGACAAGAAGAAAAAAGAUUCUGAUAAUGUGGAAGAUGAGGAACAGAUGCCAGAGGAAGAAGUAGCGACAUUGAUUGCGUAUUGCUUAGCUGGUUUGGAACAGUGUAUACUGAGGUUCGCAGAACAUCACAAGUCGUUUUAUAGACUUUCGCACUUUUUCUUUAAUAACAAAAAGGCGAAGGAUACCGUGAAAUGUAAGGAUCUUUUAUUAGGAACAUAUACUUGUCAGUUUUAUCCCGGACAAACUUUUCAAGGGCUUUUUGCGGAAAGAAGGAGUACCAAUUUUUUUAACGGGGUAUGGCACAUUCCAGUUAAUGAAAUUGACAGACCAGGAAGUUUUGCUUCGCAUAUGUCGAAAUGCGUGACGUUACUCAUGCAGGUGUUAAAAGAAAGCAACGAUAGCCGAAUGUUAAUGCAACUGUGCAUACAGCUCGGAAAGAUACCAGAUUCAGACAAGAAAUACUUACGUGAUUCUGAGAGAGAACAAUUAUCCCGACAAGCUCUGACACUUUGUCAACAGUCGCUUAGGAAUAGAGUUCAGGCAAUGGGCUCGGCAAGCACAAUUGAUAGUGUUCACCUCAUUAGAACGGACGCUAGAACACAAGUAUUACUUGACGUAUACGAAAUUUAUCAGCUUGUCCAGAAACAUUUGCAGGGCAAGGAAUCGACUAUACAAGCAUUUGCGACACUAUUGACAGAUACGUACAAGAUGUAUAUAGGAAACAAAAAUUUGGAAGGAAACGUCUUAGACAUCGCUAUUAAGUGUUGCCAACGUCAAAUACAAGCAAACAAACUCGCAUCCAUUAACAACAGUAAUAGCUCUCAUGUGCCACCUCAAAUCACUUCGACUAUCUCGACUCCCAUGCCACAAGUGCCAAUAAACUCGACGACCCUGCAAACGUUGCAGAAUCGCAAACCGCAUAGAAAUCUGGCAACUACCGGACGUCCGAGAGGACGUCCACCUAAUGUUAACAAAUACUUGCAAAAUGCGGUGCAACAAAGUGGCAACGUGAUGGGCCAGUUUACUUCCAAGAGUAACUUUACGAAUUACAUGAGUGCGUCCGGACCGAAUCGUUCUAUGAUAAAUCCAUAUUUUAUAAAUCCAUUAGUUGAUGCAAACAUGUUAUCGGCUAUUCUAGCCAGUGGGCUAAGUGGCAAUAUGAUGGAUCCUCUAACAGCUAUGACUUACUUGAAUCAAGUAGGAAGUUAUCAAGACAUACUUAGACAGUAUCAGAAUAACCUGUCGUCAUUGACUAAUCUUGCUAGUGGUUUAAACAAGGUUACUCCUGGUACCACUAUAAGCAGCAUCAGUAACGUUUCGACAAUGAGUACAUCCAGCUCUAAUAUCAAUACUUCGAGUAAUAUCACUAAUUUAAAUAAUCUAAAAAGUCCUCUAGACCCUAUGACAGCGUCCGUGCAACAAUUAUUAAGCUUGAGCAAUUCUACAGCAUCAACUUCGCGACCGACACCCAUGUACCAUCAGGCGAUGGCCAAGACGAGCACAACGAGCACUAUGUCAAUAACCAAAGAUCGACCUAACAUAUCUAUAACGCCAGUUACUACCCCGAUAAAUCAACAACCUCUUCAAAAAACAAAGCAACCCGUCAAGCAGCCGAGCUCGCAGACUGAGCCGGUAUUACCCGUCCAUAUUCCUAAAUCACUUCAAAUAUCACCAACGAAACCGGUUUUACACUCGUCCACCGCGACGGCGCAAGUAUCUUUGCUCAAACCAUCCAUUAUUCAGCAAGUGAAAAAUAGCCCGCCGAAACAGAUGGGCGCACCACAAAUACGGGUUUCGAAAUCGUUGACCGAACCGCAGCCCGCGCACAACCCAUCAUUGUCUCAUUCUCCUUUGAAGAACAGUGGAAGUACCGUAACGACGAAUCCGGCCGCGACUAUAUCACAUAUCGCCCAUACAUCCAUGAACGCACCUAGUAUUAUGAAACAGCAGCCGACGUUGCCCAUGAACUUACCGAACGUGUCACGUUCCGGUACAUCGUUGCAGCACAAAUUAUUGUCGAAGAAGAACUCUCAACGAUCUUACACGACGCAAACAAAUGUGCAGAAUCAGCCCGUGAGGAAAGCGAAGUCGACGGUUAAAACGGCGGCGAUGACAGUGCCGAUGUCUGGCAAUUUUCCAAACUUACUAAAUGCAAUGCCAUCGGCAGGUUCCGCCACGAUGUCGCAAUCACCUUUUAUACCUCCGGAAUUGAGUGGCAUCUCGGUAAGUCCUGUCAGUUCGCAGCCCGGUGGUGGUAUCAAAUCCGCAGCCGCAGGCGCAGCCGCUAAAUAUCACAGUUACAAGAAAUCUGUCAGCAAGCCAAAACAGCCUGCAACAUCAGCGAUGGAGGUGCCAAGUGCGUUACCGGCUUCGUUCUCUUCAGGCAGUUCGGUCGAAGCACUCUCAAUGCUGUCGCAAUUACAACAGCACUCUCAUCUGGAAAUAAUACCCCAACAGAAGGCGCCGUUGAAGCCUAACUUGGACUUUGCGAAAACUCUCGCAUCUUCCAUGAACCUAGGUCCACCGAAAAUCCCAGAGACUAUGAGGCCGUCUACGACCGCCGACUGUAUGCCCAUGUACGAUAUAACCAGAGGAAAAACUACUAAUGUUUCGAGCAAAAAGACACAAGAUAAGCCUCUAGCUGAUAAUGUCGAAAUUAUAACAUUGGAUGAUUAAGUCAUUCAAACCGUGCACGGACGUGCACUUAUUGUGCAAUUGUUGUUUUGUAAUGUUUUUUUUUUCUUUUCUUUCAAGGAAAACAUGCAAAGUCUGUUUCAUGAUCUACUUCUAUCGUUCAAUUAUUCCUUGCAUUGGAUAAAUUAUGUUAUUUGUCUAAUAACAAUAGUAUUUCAGUAUAAAGUAACACUUUUACACAUAGGUGUUGCCACUUAUCAUGCCACAUUAGUUACAUCAUGUUGUAUAUCUAUUUCGUAUAAACUCGGUUUCGGAUUAUUUAAUUAAAUUGCAAAAAGUAAUUGCGUGUAAAAUUAUCUACUGAAUUUCAAUGCAAUGAAUUAAUUUAUGUAAUAUAUUAAACUUGUUUUUUUUUUAUAUUAAUCCUUAGCUGACACACUAAAUGUCGUCUCCCCCGGACUGUUUACAAUACUGUCUGGCAUUCAUAAAUCGUUCGCUUCUUCUUUUCUGAAUAUAUUCAACUUCGAUUUUUGUAUUUAUGUAGUCUUUUCCUUGACCUUCUGAUGUGCCAAUUUUAAAAAAUUAUUCAAAUUCUAUGUAUUAUCUACCGAAAUAUACGUAAUUGAAACUGGUCGGAUGACGUAUACUCGUGUAUGGCAAAAUAUUGAAUCCAAUAUAGUGUGUCAGCUGAGGAUUAAUAAGAAAUCAUAAGAUUAUUUAUAACAAAAAUACCUUUAACUUUUGUAUACAUGAGUGUCAUAUUUCUUUACUAUGAAUUUUUUAGUUGCAAAGAUAAUUUUUUUACUAAUUGUUAAUGCUUUAAUUAGUCGUAUUUAAUUUAUCUACCAAAUUAUAUUUACCAAUUUUUUUAAAUUGGAAGAUAUAAAGAUUCUAAAAAAUUUAAAUUUACAUAUUGAAGUUGAUUAUCCUUUUUUUAUAAUUAUUUUUUAAUUUUUAGAGAGGUGUAGAGAAAGAGAAUGAAACAUUUUCUAAUAUUAUUAAACUUAUCAAAUUUAGAUAAUUAACCUACAAAAAAUUUUACAUUAAUUAUGAAGUUUCAAUUAUAUACGUACCUUUCAUUAAUCAUAAGUCACAAAUAAUUAGUAAUUAAUUUAUUAUGUUCACUAGCACAAAUGAAAUAACGCAUUACUUCUUCACUAAUUCUACUAAGGCAUUUCUAAAAAAAUUAUUUUUGUACAAUACGUACUUGAUAAUGACACUUUUUUCUACCUGAACAAUGGUCUACUGUAAUUAGCUUCAGUAAACUUGAGCGUUUUCUAAAAACAAUUUGUGUGUAACUUACCUCUGAUAUUAAAAGGAUAUUUGAAACACUA